Molecule: messenger RNA, 1222 nt
Organism: Salvelinus fontinalis (brook trout)
Lineage: Eukaryota; Metazoa; Chordata; Actinopteri; Salmoniformes; Salmonidae
Product: DNA damage-inducible transcript 4-like protein
Exons: 4
Coding region: 222-803 (193 amino acids)
Biological process (GO): negative regulation of signal transduction
Cellular component (GO): cytoplasm
Source: RefSeq, a predicted model, not a curated record
ACGAUAAACUGAUUCCGAUUGGACAAAGCAGCGUGAGCUGUGAGAAGAAGAGUAUAAGUAACCCCAAGGCGUUGCUCUAGCUGUAGGCAGUGUUAAUGUUUGUGGGGUGUGUGUUUGUAGCCUAUGUGGGGAAAGUAUUUAUAAGAGAGCCUUUAUAAUUUAUUUUGAACCAACAUAGCUAUAUCAAGCACUUUUAAAAAGGAACUAACGGGUUGGGCGCCAUGGUUGCUACAAGCAAACUUAAGAGUAAAAACCCGGAAUGCAUAUCAGAAUUGAUUGACCGUAGAUACGACUUGACUUGUAUUGAAAAUGAGCUGGAUUCCUGGGAACACUGUUUGGCUGAGCCUCACCUGAACGUGGAGGUGUCUGAGGACAGGAUGUGUCAGCAGUUGGCCAAGAUGUUUGAGAACUGCCUGUCACGGGCCAAGAAGACCACGAUGCGUUGCUCUAAGGUGCUGGUCCCUGAGAAGCUGACUCUGAGGAUAGCACGCGAUGUACUGCGCCUGUCGUCGGGUGAGCCGUGCGGCCUACGCGGCUGUGUACUCUACGUGCACCUGGAGCAGGAACAGUGCUGUAAGCAGCUGGAGCGCAUCGUGUACAAUGCAGACGUGGUGCCCACCUUCGAGCUGACGCUGGUGUUCAAGCAGGACUGUAGUGCCUGGCCCAGUCUCAGGGACUUCCUGCACAUUGGUGCCUGUUUCACUCCAGGCUUCAGGCAUGCGCUCAAACUCAGCCCUGGCUUCCGGCUCAUCAAGAAGAAGCUCUACUCCUCCUUGGCUGGUACCGUGGUAGAAGAGUACUGAGAAGGGGGAAUUGAGGAAGAUUUGUCCACUGCUGUGCAGCAAAGUAAACCCACCUAGAGGCUAUAGGAAGAGGACUUGGAAAAGUUCUGGGGGCCAUAAUGUAGGUGUUCAAUGCUGAAUUGGGGGUAUGUAAGUGUUUGUUAGCGAGCCAUUGAAUGUUUGUCCUUGUGAACAUGCUGCUCAUUGACGGGGCUCCAACCUCGACGGAUGCCAUAAACUGCCACUUAGUUAAUGUUGAAGAAAAAUCGAAAAAAAAAAUCUUGCACUUGUUAGAUCCUAGCUCCACGGGGGUUCUUCAGGGCUUGUUCUUUUUAUACCUUUCUCAAUUGAUGGCUGUAAGUAACUUAAGAUUUGUUUUGUUGAGAUUCCUGUUAAAGGCAGUGGCAAUGUCUUUUUGACAAUUAAACAUUUUAAACCUA